Molecule: messenger RNA, 1329 nt
Organism: Stylonychia lemnae
Lineage: Eukaryota; Ciliophora; Spirotrichea; Sporadotrichida; Oxytrichidae
Source: the annotation of a GenBank genome assembly
AUGCUCUUUCUAAAUAAAAAGGUUGAGGAUAAAACGACUUAAGAAUAUGUAAGCACAUGGGCUAGAAAUACGAGAGGACUAAAUAACCUUAUGAAUACCAGUAAAGGUCGUGAUAAGUUUUGCUAGCUCAUCUAAUACACGGCAAAUCUCUACGUGACAUGUAUGAAAAACUCAGAUGAAUUCUCAGAACUGGUCAAAUAAAAGAAAGUGCUUUCAGUGAAUAGAGCCAAAUCAAUUGAAGACAAUAUUUCCAAUGGAAGAAAGAUCUUCAGAUUUCUGCUCUUUUUGAAUGAGUUCAAUGAACUGCAUCUCAUCUUGAAGAAUAAAAAGACAGGCAUCUUGCUCAAAGUGCUCAAGAUCAUGUCGAGCAUCUGCAGUUUCUACUAUUACUUGUUUGAUAAUAUAGUCUGGUUCACUUAGAUAGGUAUUUUGAACAAAUUUAUACUUUCUAACUUCAAGUGGAAGAAAUUUAAGGACUUAUUUUCUCUUUGGAAAACUAUCCUUGAAAUCAUCAUAAGUAUAUACGUUGUAACAAUAAAACAAAAAAAAGAAAAAGAGAUCCUGAAUAUGUUGAUCGAUCUAUACUGCAAUAAAAAGAUCAUGCCAAACACCUAAUGCUGUGCUUUGCUGAGAAAAUUGAUAGUCAUUAGAAGAAAAAUAAGAUUCCAUUAGAUGGAGGUAUUUAUAUACUCUAUGAGAAUGAUCAUGCUUAUUUCAUCCUUAAAAUUAAUAGGGCAUAGGUAUCUGGAUCCUAUUUUUGUAUCGAUUUGUGGACUUUUGCAAGCCAUUUCAGUUGUCUUCAAAUCUCUCAAGGGCAAGAAGAAGUUCUAUAAACUUACAAUAAAGGAGUCAACAGAGUCUGGCAAGGUGCAAGAAAACACAAUGAUUUUAACAUAGAAAGAGUUUGAGACUAGAGAGAGAUCCCUAUCUCAAAGCGGUUAUAAAAAGGCUAUUUCUACCACAGCUGCAGCUAUAAUCAAUACUUAGUAGCACAUUCAAUAGUAGAAUCAAAAGAUGGAGAUCGAUGAUUUCUUUAAUAUUGACGAGGAAGACACUUAGAACCAGACUCCUCCAAGGGACUAAAUCAGAAAUAUGCCUACCAUAAGUGUAGAAUAGGAAUUCUAGAGGAGAUAAGUACUGCCAGAGUUUGUUAACUAAUUAAGCCAAAGUUAAGAAGAGGAGGAUAUUGCUUUAGAUCAAAAGUUAAUUGAUGACGUCUAUGACAUAAAUGUUGUGAAACCUAAUUAUGUUCUAUAUUGUCUGAGAGAAAAGAUUUUUAUAAGAUACGAUAGAAUUCUUAGAAUGUAAGAAGAUUAAUAAGGAAAGUGA